CACUUCGUUUCUGGCGGUCUUCUGAAGCAGUUGACAAGCGCUUAUCCGGUACGAUUCGGCUCUUUAUCUUCCGUGCAAAAUUUAUAAAUUGUGAAAUUAAUAUAAUUUUUGAUUUGUUGACACUUGGACUUUGAUUGAAGUAGCAGUGAUAUUUUUUUUCUCUACACCCGGACUUAUCUAUCCUGAAAAGUACGAUGAUGCUUAAAGUGGUUUCUUUAUUUCUGUGCCUCGUUAUUCAAGCUCAAUCUCAGACGCUGGUAGGGGAUGACUUUAGUGGAGACAUUGAUUAUGCCAACUUUGGAACGACAAGAUCUAUAGACAUCCUCUAUGAAGAUUUUAAUGAUGCAGUAUCAAAAGAUCUAACAGUUUCAAACGAGACGGAACUAACUACCAUUGAGGAAGAAUUUGUUUCAACUAGUGGCUCAGAUUAUAAAUCAAUAGCUUCAGCAACAGAACUUGAUACAACUACUACUUCUACAACAGCUCCAGAGACCAUUAUGACUACUGCAGAUACGACAGAAUCAUAUCCUUCUACAACACCCCUUGCAACUACAGCAGAACCAACUACCACUACUGCUCCAACAACUUUGACUACACAUGUCCCUACUACCCGAGUACACACUACCACUAAGGUGCCUGCUACAACCACACUGAUCCCUAUAACUACCACUGUACGCGCAACUACAAAAAAAUCCACUACUACCACUAAAGGAACCACCAAGGGGCCAUCAAAACAAAUUACAAAACCCCUUUUAACCACCACUCCUCAACCUCCCUCAACCACUUCAGCUCCGUUAGAAUUUCCAGAUCCUAAAGCUCCCCAGUGCUCCUUCACGGAUGACGAUUUCUUCUGUGACGUAGAUGUUGUCUGCUAUGGAGAAGGAGAAAUAGAUUGCACUGAGACUUUCGAUGAAAUAAUUCCAGAGGCUACUAUUACAAUCAGUAAAUCCACAUCGGAAUCAGACUCGAGUGAUUUCUCUGACUAUGAAGAAGAUAAUGAAUCAGAGGCUAUGGAAUAUCCACCAGAGUUGGUGGGACGCGUGUCCCCAAAGCAGAGACCAUUCCUUUUUAAGAUGAAACAGCUGGAAACCACUGUCCCAUCUGUCAGUGAGUCUGUCAGUGAAUCUGUCAGUGAAUCAGACGAGAAAGAUGAUUCUUCUCCAAAUACCAAGACAACUAUUCACAUUACCAUUGCCAAUGGAGAGAAGGUAUCCGAAAGUUCUGUUUCGAAGGAUGGGUCGCCAUCUGUUGAAUCUACUACAUCAUCCGUGAGCUCCGACAGUGCUACUCAGACUGAGAUUAUUAUCACAACUGAAACCGGCUCCCACUCUGACGAAUCUGAAUCUGACAGUAAACCAACUUCAGGCACAACUGAGAGUUCAACUUUCAACGUAUCUCACACAGCAACGGAAGUUGAUAAUGCAAUGACAACACCAAACAAAAUUCAAAACGAUACAGAAAUUACCACUGAAAUUGCUCCUGUUUUGGCUAACGCUACUGAAUUGGAAGACAUAUCUGCAGCACUCAUUGAUGACAGCCAUGAAUUCACCACCAUGAAGGCUCAUUUGAUUAACAAGAGAAGCGAGAAUAAGAUCUUGUCCUCCGGAUCGGAAUCAUCCUCAUCUUCAAUGUCUGUAUCACUCCGUUUAGGUGCAUUAGAAAGCGCUAAUCAAAAAAUCCGUGUUGGCAGAUGCCGUAUCGCUGGAACCAUGUACUGUAAUCCGUCACCAACGGUUGGAAACUGCCGAGGACGCACAAUGUGCCAAGUGGCAUCAAGCACAGCUGAAACAUCAGAAAAAUCGACUAGUGCUAAAGGUGUGGAAAACUGGGCCAUUGCCGUAAUUGCCAUCUGUGCUAUCGCUGCUGCAUUAACUAUAUCCCUGCUGAUCUAUCUUGUUUUCACUUCGUGGAAAAAACUGAAAGUCCAGCCUCAUAAUGGAGUGACUACCUUGAAUUAUGUUAACAGCACUCCUCCUUGAAUGGUUCAAUGGGAAAUAGCAAAGCGCUAUGCGCAAUCAUGGAAGAAAAACUUUGUGAUAAAAGAUUCCUUCAAAAUGAAUUUUCAUUAAUGUGGUGUAUUUAAUAUAAGUGGUCAUCUUCAUUCAUGAACUUCAUUCAUACUUAAUGUGUACCUUGCAAUGAAAGAUUUAGGAAAGAAGGCGUAGAAUUUACGUUAAGAAAGAAGUAAACUUUAAAGAAAGAAGGUGCAAUAUGCACUGAUAAGAAGGAUAUUUCGAACUUGAAAAUGAUGUACAGAAAAAGAUGAACUUGAAUAAGUGUUAUGGGCACAAGAAUGCUUCAUAAUUUAAGGAGGACUGCUUUAAGUGUCUUUUCAAAAGUAUAAGAAGAAUAUUUUGUAAUCUGGAUCUGUGUGAUGUGCAUUGCUAAAGAGUCUUUUCUUUUGGACUGAGAAUGUUUUGUGAUCAGAAAAGGAUAUUUUGAGAAUUUGAUAAGUGUUUUUAAUGCUCUUACAGUUUAUUUUAAUAUGGGAACAUGGUUAUUUGAAUGUCAAUUUUUCUUUUUGUUGAAAAAUACAUGUCUUGAUUUUUUUCCCACAAAUUCAUAUAUCUUAUAUCUUUUUACUAUUAAGAAGCUUUCAGACAAUAAAUACAUCUGCGAAAAUAAUUGUGAAUAAAUAGUUUAAUAAAUUCAGCUCAAUCUCUUUCAAAAUAUGAUUCUUGUAAGUCUUCCACUAUCAACGUAAUACAAUAUUGUAAAAAAAAAAGAAAAAAAGUAAUGUGUUGCAUGUUUACUUAUUUUUUUAUAUUCAUUCUCAUCAAACUUAAGUUUGUUGAAAUUUUGUACCAAAAUAAAAUGUUAAUAUGCUUAAUCACUCUGAAAUUUUGACAUGAUUCUAGUUGUUGCGUUGCUCUAAGAUUUUUGUGCAAUAUAUGAGAUCUAACAAUGUGUGCAAUCUGUUUCGUCUUGAUUACGCAUACAAAAUUAAAUCAAAUUCUAUCUACAACAUACGAAUUUUUUACUUGUCCAGUUAUUAUUAUUAAUCAGGGCCGUCCGAAGAGCUGAUGGCGCCCAGGGCGAAAGUUUCCUGCCCCCCCCCCCUCUACACGCACAGAAAAAUAAAGUUAGUUAUAACAUCAGUCAGGGGUCUGUCCAGGAUUUUUCACAGUGUCCGUUUUUUUGUGAAAAAUAAAAUAAUUUUGAAAAAUCAAUUAUUUUUGUAAAAAAUCAAAUAAUUAAAAAAAAAAUUCUUUCUCGUAAAAACGAAAGUUUAGACUCUUGAGAUGGUGGAAACUGCAUCAUUGACACUUAAAGUUGAGUGUUUUCUCUCUUUUCUGUUGAGAAUAUCAUUCUUGAGUGUUUUUCUAGUAUUUGAAGAGAGGAGGGAGGCAUCGCUCCCUGGGAGAUGGGCACCCAUCAGGUAUCAAUAUAUAUCUACCAUUCUACAUCAUGUUAAAUUAUACUAGAAAUGUUUUUUGUAUAGUAUUUAAAAUAACUGUAAGAAAAAAAAAUAGGCAGGGGUUCAGCAUUUAACUUUUUAACCCAAGACACUGUUUAAGAGCACAGAGUUUCGUUCAAACCUUAUAAACUCCGUGAUUUUCACAAAAAAAAAAAAAUAAUAUUUUAUUUGUUUACCUCUUAACUAAGCGUAUUAAACAUCGAAAAUUCGAAAAAUCAGAUUUCCACAGCGGAUGCAAAGAGAUUGCAAUCCUCAAAGUGAAGGAAUCAAAAGUAUAAAAACGGCUUUUGAAAUACUAAAUAUUUUUGAUAAAAUUACUUUUGAAUUGCAUUUUAGAGUCCUAUGAUAAACAUAUCAUUAAUAUCUGGACACAGUUGAAGCAAAAAUAAAUAAAUAAAUAAAAUAAAAUAAAAAAUAAACCAUCGAUUCAGCAUUUUAAUUAUUGACUCAUAAAAGAAAAUGGAAUUCCCCUUUAAAAACUUGAAAUAAGCUUUGUUACAAAAAUAAAGACUUUUCAUUUAUUUGCAUCCUAAUAAAGCGAAGUUAGCUUGAAAAAAAGAAUAAAAUAUGAUUCUCAUAUCGGAUGUAAAAAGAUUGCGUUUUUCAAAAUGUAGACAUCUAUAGAAAAAAAUAACGGUAAAUAAAAGCUUUUUUAAAGUUAAUUAUCCUUUUUAGUAUCGAAAAACCAAACCCAUAUAACUUUCUCCCAAAAUAACAGUUUAACAUCGCACCACCAGACACUAAGUGGCGAUAAGUUUAAAUUUUGUAACCCUAUCUGAAGCGAUCACAUCCACCCCACCCAUAAUAUCCUUUGUAGUUCUAAAUUCAUUUCGCUGUAUAUUAUUGAUGAUUAAAUCAUGAGUGGGGAGAAAAGUGCUUAUUACGCCUAUUCAGAGAAUGUUGACGCUUUUCCAAAGAAGUUAACAACAACACCGCUGCAUAAAACAAACAAGCAAAAUUAUAAACUAAACUGACUUUCAGCUGUUAAUUUCUUUCAAAGAAACCAACAACAAGCAUUAUAUUUAUUUGGCGGUAGUAAUUAUUUAUGGCUUGCAGGAGCAUCACAAGAGUGUCGAUUUUUUUUUCCUUUUGCAAAAUUAGCUGAUUUUGUAUAAGUUGAUUCCUCUAAUUUAACUUUAAAUAUGCUGUAUUAUUUUAAUUUGAGAUUUGCUCUUUCAAUAAACAAUUUGUGAAAGAUCCGUUUUUGUUUACCAGAAUUUUGUUGAAAAAAUCGGUUGAUCGGAUUUUUGUGAAGGGUCUGUUAACGGACCCAAAUUUGCUCUGGUCAGACCCCUGUCAGUGCAUCAUACGCGUGAACGCGUCAUACUUGCGUUUUCUAAAUAUUAAUGAACUAAAUAAUCAGAGGGCUCGGAUAAUACACAUUAAAACGCAAGCAAUGAAUUUGUUUCUAAUAUUUGUUUAACGUAAUAAUUAUACAUAUGUACAACCCCCCCCCCCCCCACACACCCCGGAAGCAUUAUGAAGCAUUUGAAAUGUUGCUCCCAGACCUCAAUUUUAUUUCGCGAAAUUGCCGGGGGAAAGUUCCCUAAUACUUAGCAACAUCGAAAAUUGCUCGGAAUUGCGUUUUUGAAGCUUUAAUUUCGAAAAAUUAUUGGCCCUAAUAUUACAAAAUAUGGCCGUACAAUCGCAGUUUUUAGUACUUGAGCUUCACAAAAUAUUUGGGCAAGGAUUCCCAUACCGUCUUUCUUUAAUAGCACAAGCAACGAAUGUUUUAAGCGACACUUACAAAAAACUUAAGUAAUGUUUUAUAUUCAAGGGCUAUUCUACUUAAGUUUUUUGGAACAUAAUUUUGAAAAAAAUUUCAGGGAAGAAAUCCUUCCCAUAAAAUCUAUAAAGUUUGUGUAAAUUACGUUUUUGAAACUUUAAUUUCGAAAACUUGCAGAGGGAGAAGGAAUUGAUUCCAAUCUAUUUUUUAAAAAAUCUGCCGGGGACAGUCCCUGAGCUCCAUCAUUUACCCCAACGUCAAUAGUCAUGGCCUGUGAUCGCGUUUUUAAAAGGUUUCAAUUCUAGAAACUUCCUCUGAGACCUCUUUACCUUUUUUUCCCGUAGCAUCUGCAAAGAAAGACUAAAAUUGCGUUUUUAAAACUAAAAGUUUCAAAAUUUUGAACGGCCCCGCCUUUCUUAUCACAUCAAUUUUUUUUUCAAUGGGCCCCCCUAAAACUUUUGUUUGAGACAAAACAGUUAUAUUCUCAAAAUUUGUAUCUGCUUCAAUGAUGCAAAGGAAACGAACGUUUUGGAGAGAGAAAUAUUUUCGUGCACUGGUAAAAAAUAGAGAACCAUUGCAAUGAUUUUCUAUUUUGUGUGUCGAUGACCAAAUUAGGGGCGUGUUGCGGCGUCCCCUCAUUUCAAGGCUCCUGGGGCGAUUGCCCCGCUCUCCCCCCCCCCCCGUUUGGACGGCCCUGUUAUUAAAAAUAUAAUAAUUGACGAGUAGUCUCUUGGGAAUAUUUUUUUUCGGUAUUGAAAUUAAACUUUUUAUGAACUAUUUAUCCAUACCAUGUGAAUGUGUAAAUUGUCGAUAGGCCUCGAGUUUUUGGCCCCGUGCCAUUCAUUUCCAAUUUGCCAUUAAAUGUGUCAAAAACGAAUGGGCUGAUAUUAUCUGAAUCAGAUAGUUGAUCCGUAUGGAUAAAAUUUAACAGUGCUGUCAUUUUCUUUUCAUCAUAAAAUCCUUCUAAGAAUAUUAAGAGUUAGAAAUCAUGCAGUUCCAUUUUUAGUACUGUCUGUGAUUAUUAUGCACUGAAUCUUGUCCGUACCUGUUUCUGUGAGCAAUAAGGAAGUCCAGGAAAGAUUCUUAGGAACAAAAAUUUGUAGGGGAGAGCGAUUAAAAUGCCAGUUUAGUCUAAGCAACUAUAUAAAUUUAAAAUUAUCUAAUAGGUGCAAUGAGUUAAAUUUAGUAACUUUCCUUACAAGUUACCUAAAAGAAUGAGAUAGUUAAUUACUGUUAGCAUGGCAGUAAUUCAGAAGUGUAAAAGAUGGGAAACAAAGUAAUAAAGAAGUAAGAUUUUUUUUUUUUUUUUGGUCUCCUUUAUUAGAGUGAUUGAAAUGCCCCUUUAGUCUAAACAAUUAUAUAAAUUUGAAAUUUUCUAAUAGGUGGGAAGAGUUAAAUUUAGUAAUUUUCAUUGAAUGUCACUAAAAGAAUGGGAUUGUUAAUUUCUGUUAGCAUGGCAGUAAUAUUGCAGUGUUGAAAAAAAUGGAAAACAAAUUAUGAAGUUAGAUAUUGUUCUGUCUCCUUUAUUAGAGUUAUUAAAAUGCCAAUUUAGUCUAAGCAACUACAUAAAUUUAAAAUGUUCUAAUAGGUGGGACGAGUUUAAUUUAGUAAUUUUUCUUAAAUAUCACUAAACGAAUUUGAUAGUUAAUUUUUGUUAGCAUGGCAGUAAUACUGUAAUGUUAAAAAAUCGAAAACAAAGUAGUUAAGAAGUUAGAUAUUUUUUCUCUCCAUUGUUUUACAAUCUUGACUUAUGUGUAGAAGUGAGGACUAGAUUUAAUUCAUAAUGAUCAUCGUCUUGUUUGUACUUGGUUUCAGUAGCAUAUACAAUCAUUUGCGAGGAAUAUUAAAGUAUAGGGAGAAGAAUCCCAACGAAAAUAAGUAAUAUCAAUAGAAUGAUAUUUUCAAGUUUAUCAUAUAUUUAUUUUUUAGCAAUAAUUUUUUUUGUUUAGAAUAGUGUUCAAUUAAUUUCUAUAAUUUUCAAAUAACUUUUUUAGUUUAUUUGAAAAAAGCGCAUUGAUAAUGCAUGCUUAGACUAAAUUAUUAUUUAGUAGUUUUUAAAGUGUUCUAAUGAAACGAAAUUGCAUUUUUUAAAUUGCAACUAUUUCACUUUUAUAUGAAUUUGUAAAUAAUGCCUUCCAAUGUCAUCUGGUUCCAAGAAUGUAUUUUCCAUUUAUGUAAAAAAAUAAGUGUAUGA
Messenger RNA from Uloborus diversus, 7338 nucleotides. RefSeq lists its product as uncharacterized. NCBI's taxonomy places the organism in Eukaryota, Metazoa, Arthropoda, Arachnida, Araneae, Uloboridae. The record is from RefSeq and is a predicted model, not a curated record. The transcript is spliced from 8 exons. The coding region runs from base 195 to 1979 and encodes 594 amino acids.